Molecule: messenger RNA, 1686 nt
Organism: Spirometra erinaceieuropaei
Lineage: Eukaryota; Metazoa; Platyhelminthes; Cestoda; Diphyllobothriidea; Diphyllobothriidae
Source: the annotation of a GenBank genome assembly
AUGCAUCUACGGCUUCAUCCCGGAGAAGUUAGGUAGACGAGACUUCAUUUUCGUAGUAGUUCUUCUACAGUUUUCCCGGCGGCAAAAUUGAUGCGCAUAUGAAUGAGGAGCCCGUGACAGCUGCUCUUCGUGAGUUAGAGGAAGAGGUUGGUAUCCCAAAGAGAUUUGUUGAUGUAUGGACGACGUUCUGCCCCUGUCCGACGAAGGUGCGUCUGCUUACUUUUUUUCCGUUUGCCCGUAAUUCCUUUUUUUCCUCGACAAUUUAAUUAUUUUAUUGGUUCAGCAGCCGUUAUAACCACAUCUUUGACGCGGAACUUAAGCACUGCUCUGAUUUCUUUUUAUUGCUGAAAUUCAAUAUUUACCUGCGGCGGCUUUUGCGAUGACUGAAUCGACCGACGUGUUAACUUCGUCACAAAUAAUCGGUUUCCGCUUCUUUCACUCGGCAGCUGACUCUUGAACGAAGUUAAGGAAGUUGGUAUGCCAGCCCCGAAGACCUCAGGAUCAGAGACGCGCUUUAGGCGAGCCCUCAUCUCGUCCGCGGAAUUUUUGUUUGACUACCUCGAUGCAGUUGGCAACCAGGGCAUUGUUCGGACGAAUGAGUUUGCCUGCAAGUCGACACAUCACGCGCCCAACCAUUUCAGGCUGAUGAGCGACCCAUCCGCUAAUUUAAAUCUCGACCAGAAUAGUUCUGGGAUAAAAUAUUUUUUGGAUGCACUCGCCAUGUUUCGCAUUCAUACGCAAGGAGUGUCUUGAUCGUAUCCUCGUUCGAACGUCGGACAGAUCAUACACCCAGAUCGGAUAUUUCUACGGACUUGCCUGCCUCCUAGACCACGAUUUUUGCCUUCAACCGUGGUCAGAGCGAUUGAUAGGACCGUGUAUCCCGAGUUGUCACCCUUGUUUUUGCGGAUUUGCAUCUUAAACGCCCUUCAAAUGCUUCUUGCCUAUUUGAGACUGAACGUGUAGUCCUUUGCAACUGCAUCUUUAUUAGUACAAGAAAGAUGCGUAUGACUUCGACUUUGACCUAUUAAGACUGCGGGCUGGUCCGUUAGUGCGCUGUCAGUGACCAACAGAACACUAGGUGGAACCACGUGCUCUGAAGUAUUAAAUUAUGUUUCCUUAAAUAAACAAGUAGGCAUUUAUUUUACGUUACGUAAAACCGAGGCGAACGUUCCAUUCCAUUCUUUGAUUCAAAUAACCUACGUUUAUGCGGGGGUUACUUUUACCUUGUAGUCCACCUCUAGUUUCAUCAACCCCGUAGUCGGUUUCUGCGGCUACUACAACUCGCAAACCGACACCCUUUCUAACCGUCCUGGCUCUGACCACUCCUGUAGUGGUGCCAUCAAACUGGCAGUCAACGAAUCAGAAGUUGAGAGCCUCAUCUUUCGAUCCAUUGAUUGGCUGUGCGACAAGCGCAACUUCCACCACGCCUUCGUCUGUGAGCAUCGAGCCGUCCCAUUCACCGGCAUCUCCACUCUGCGAUCGCGUCCCUAUAAAGCACGCCCACGGCCUUCUCCAGACAGCAUGCGCUUUGCAGUGCCCGUGUUUGGCGGUCCACCGGGCAAAUCCGACUGGCCGCGUAUCCGGGGCCUCACGGCCUGGAUGACUUACCAAUUCCUCAGUUGUCUUCUGCCCGAUGGCAUGCAUCAGAACCCCUUGCUACCAGGCGUGUUUGAUCGACACUUUUAG